CGGCGCUUGUCCAUAGCGGGCGCCGCGGCCUGGGGUUGGGAUGUGACGGGCAGUGGGCUCCCGGCUCCUGGCGGUGACGGCUUUGAGCGGCGGCGACUGCGGCUCAGGCAGGCGGGUGAAGCCAGGACGCCGUGGGCUGCCGGCCGAGAGGGCCGCGGGAUGAGGAAGCGGACCGAGCCCGUCACCUUGGAGCAUGAGCGCUGCGCCGCCUCAGACUCGUCCUCCUCCGGCUCGGCCGCCGCGGCGCUGGACGCCGACUGCCGCUUGAAGCAGAACCUGCGUCUGGCGGGCAAGGGGCCGGCAGAGCCGCGCAGCGCAGCGGACGGGGGCAUGAAGCGGGCUCUGGGCAGACGAAAGAGCCUGUGGUUCCGACUGAGGAAGAUACUUCUCUGUGUUCUGGGAUUCUACAUUGCCAUUCCAUUUCUCGUCAAACUGUGUCCUGCGAUACAGGCCAAACUGAUUUUCUUGAAUUUUGUGAGAGUUCCCUAUUUCAUUGACUUGAAAAAACCACAGGAUCAAGGUUUGAAUCACACCUGCAAUUACUACCUCCAGCCAGAGGAUGAUGUGACUAUUGGAGUCUGGCACACCAUCCCCUCCAUCUGGUGGAAGAAUGCCCAAGGGAAGGACCAGAUGUGGUAUGAAGAUGCCCUGGCUUCUAACCAUCCCAUCAUUCUAUACCUGCACGGGAAUGCAGGUACCAGAGGAGGCGACCACCGUGUGGAGCUAUACAAGGUGCUGAGUUCCCUUGGCUACCAUGUGGUCACUUUCGACUACAGAGGUUGGGGUGACUCAAUAGGAACACCAUCGGAGCAGGGGAUGACGUAUGACGCACUCCAUGUUUUUGACUGGAUCAAAGCAAGAAGUGGUGACAACCCUGUGUAUAUCUGGGGCCAUUCACUGGGCACUGGAGUGGCAACAAAUCUGGUACGACGCCUCUGUGAACGAGAGACACCACCAGAUGCCCUUAUAUUGGAGUCUCCAUUCACAAAUAUCCGUGAAGAGGCAAAGAGUCAUCCAUUUUCAGUGAUAUACCGAUACUUCCCUGGCUUUGACUGGUUCUUCCUCGAUCCCAUUACAAGCAGUGGAAUUAAAUUUGCAAACGAUGAAAAUGUGAAGCACAUCUCCUGUCCUCUGCUCAUUUUGCACGCUGAGGAUGACCCAGUUGUGCCCUUUCAUCUUGGCAGAAAGCUUUACAACAUUGCUGCACCAUCUCGAAGCUUCCGAGACUUCAAAGUCCAGUUUAUCCCCUUUCACUCAGACCUUGGCUACCGACAUAAGUACAUCUACAAGAGCCCCGAGCUUCCACGGAUACUGAGGCAAUUCCUAGGGAAGUCAGAACCGGAACGCCAGCACUAAUACUGGCCCAUGAAGGAGCAUGAAGACCCACCCUCCUUCCCUUCUCCCCUGGACAGCAGUCUGGCAUCCAGGAGCCUGGUGUUCAAGAGCCCAGAGCGUGCCUAGAAAGAGGACUCAGACACCAUGGGCAGAAGCUCCAGACGGAUCUGUGAGGAAAACACAGUGGCAGGCAGGUGGCCCCUUGACCCUCUGGUGGCCACUCUACCUGAGCCUUCUGGGAAGGUUUACUGACAACAGGUGGACUCCAUAUGCUGAGCAUAGGAAGCUUGGGAAGGGCCCAGGAGCUCAGGACCACCCAGGCUCUCUGGUACCACCACUAAGACACAAGAAAAUGGUCCUUCCUGGCACACAGACUCCAAGUGGUUCAGUUUGUCCCCUUCAGCUUGUGUACCUGCUUGCCUUUCUCAGCUGUCCCUGCCUCUCCUGGCAUUUGCUCACCCACUAUAAGGGGCAUCUGGAUCUGCACUUCCUUCCAUUCUGCCCACCCGUCUGUCACCUAACCCGGCCAUAGACUGAGCAUUUAUUUAAGAAUAAAAUCUUGGUGGUGGUC
Psammomys obesus (fat sand rat) is the source of this 1906-nucleotide messenger RNA. RefSeq names its product abhydrolase domain containing 12, lysophospholipase (gene Abhd12). Gene Ontology annotation, cellular component: endoplasmic reticulum membrane. Bases 160 to 1356 code for a protein of 398 amino acids. The record is from RefSeq and is a predicted model, not a curated record. Gene Ontology annotation, molecular function: monoacylglycerol lipase activity; phosphatidylcholine lysophospholipase A1 activity. NCBI's taxonomy places the organism in Eukaryota, Metazoa, Chordata, Mammalia, Rodentia, Muridae. The transcript is spliced from 13 exons. Gene Ontology annotation, biological process: monoacylglycerol catabolic process; phosphatidylserine catabolic process.